This is a messenger RNA of Symbiodinium necroappetens, 347 nucleotides long. The record is from the annotation of a GenBank genome assembly. NCBI's taxonomy places the organism in Eukaryota, Dinophyceae, Suessiales, Symbiodiniaceae.
AUGACGCGCCAAAGCAUGUGCACACCAGCUUUCCUCGCAGCUGCAGUCCUCGCUUUCCACGGCGUACGAGGCGAUACCUCCGAGUGCAGGAACUCCAUGGCCGAAGAAGAAGUGGAGAUGCAGGAGGACGCAGAGCUUCAGGUGAUGCGCCAGGAACUUCUGCAAACUGGCGUCCGCAGCAUCAAAGCCGGUGAAAGCUAUCACGCGGGUGCGCGAGUCGAAGUGACAGAAGAAUCUGACGCAGAGAUGCUGAUUGCGAGGGGCCUUCACAGUGACGAACAGGCAGUGCAGCAUGUGGUGAGUCGUGUGCUGCAACUUCAGCAGCCUCCGACUUGGGAGGGCGAGGG